AUGCAUCAUCAAACUUGUCUCAAAACGCUCAUAUUUUUCGGGUUUGUUCAAUUAGCGUUUAGUGCUUCUUAUAUUGCAAAUGAUGUUGUUAGCGAUUAUGCUGAAGUCAAAGAAUUACUCACGGCAUUUUAUAGAAGACAUGCUAAAAAAUUUGGACAUGAUUAUGUAAGUUCUCAAAUUUUUCUGCCGAAGAGAAAGGUUUUCUGAAAAUAUUGUUUUUUAGGAUCCGGUAGCAAUUCAAGCUGUAGCUGAAAAUAUGGACAAAUCAAUCAAGAACGAUAAGAGUGAAGUCACAGUCAAUAGAAAACUUUGGAAUGAGGUUUUCGAAAAUGAUAUCAUUCUGACACUUCCACAAGCUGAAGCACUUUUAUCAGAAUCAAGUGAGCUAGAAACAAACUUGGUUUAAACCUAUAGAACAUUCUGAGACAUCAUGAAAUACUUAUUUUAAAUAUUUCAGAUUCCCCAAAAGCCUCCCGCGCUAGACGUCAAGCCCACUUGGAUCCUCGUAAUUUCUGGCCAAACCUAACAAUUUCAUAUGAAUUUUACGGAGGAGAAGAUUCAUGGAGAGAUUUGAUUAGAAAAGCUAUCAAACACGUCGAAUCAAAUGUCUGCUUCAGAUUCAAGGAAAAUGGAGGAGAUCGUGAUGGUUUAAGAUACUACAGAGGAAAUGGAUGUUGGUCAAAUGUUGGAAGAAUUGGAGGUAGACAAUUGGUUUCAAUUGGAUAUGGUUGUGAAAAUGUGAGCAGUUUUUUUUCAUAGGAAAUUAUUUUUAAAAUGUAUUUAGAUGGGAAUUGUUUCUCAUGAAACUUUACAUGCUUUGGGUUUGUGGCACGAACAAUCAAGAGAUGAUCGAGAUAAUUACAUAUCCAUUGAUAAUUCAAAAAUUACUAGAGGAACUGAAGGAAACUUUGCCAAAAGAACCCCGCAGAACAGUGAUAAUUUGGGACAACCGUAUGAUUUAGGAUCAGUUAUGCACUAUGGGUCAAAAGCUUUCGCUUUUGAUUGGGUUAGGUAAACUUUUUUAUAGAAUAUCGGCAUAUAGAAAAAAACAAUUUGUAGUAACACAAUUUUGACAAAUGACGCGAGAUAUCAAAAUACUCUUGGACAACGUGAAGGGUUGUCAUUCAAAGAUGCAAAAAUGAUCAAUACAAGAUAUUGUCAAGAUGUUUGCCCAAGAAAACUUCCAUGCAUCAAUGAAGGAUACACAGAUCCAAAUAAUUGUUCAAAAUGUAGAUGUCCAAAUGGUUAUGGUGGAACAUAUUGUGAAAAUGUUGAAUAUACUUCUUGCGGUGGAGAUUUGGUUGCUGGAAGCUCGUACAAAACUAUCAAAAGUGGAAUGGUCACACCGGAUUCGCAUUGUGUUUGGAGAAUUAGAGUAAGUUAGAAAACGUGUAAAUUUAAAAAAUAAUCAUGAUAUGAACUUCAUGAACUUGGUUGUUACAAAAAAAUUCACUACUCAAGUUUAUUAAAUUUCAGAAUCCUGGAGGCCUGAUCGAAAUCAACUUUGACUCUGUAAACUUCCAAUGUUCUGAUCCUUGCACAAGCUACGUUGAAGUUAAAUGGUUGAGUCAGAAGACAUCAGCCGGUGCGAGAAUUUGCUGUGAUGUUCCAGCCACCAUCAAAUCGGAAAACGAUGACGUUCUUGUGAUUUAUAAAAGUGAUUCUGCUGCACCAUACGGAUGGAGAGGUUUCAAUUUGAAUUAUAGAGCAGGUACAUUAUUUUGAGUGAAUAUUAAAAAAAUACUAAACUUUAUUUCAAUUAAGUUGGUGGAAAUCCACAAACAAUUGCACCAACCACAGUUGCUAUAACUCAACCAACAACCACAACCACAACAACUACGACAACGGUAAGAAAACAGACACGAACAUCGAGACCAUAUUGGACACGCACCAAAAAUGGUUGGAUUCACUGGGAACGCACAAAAAUUUACACACCCGAUGGAUCCAUUUGGACUGUUGAAGAUCCAUCAAAAGCACCAUUGCAUGAACUAUCCUCUAUCGUGAGAUAUCCUUUUUUCUAUGUCUAACAUUUUCCGUUUCAAUUCUAACUCGACACUUUUCAGUUUUCAGCUUUUAUGUUUUUAUGAUUUUCAUUUUAUUUUCAACUAAAAAAACCUGGAAUUUUCAUUAAAAGUUAUAUUUUAAGACAACUACACAGCCUCCAACAACCACAACCUCAGUCGCCAGUUGGGGAGGUUGGGGUCAAUGGUCCGCCUGUUCUCAACCUUGCGGUGGCUGCGGUGUUCGGACUAGAGCUCGCGCCUGUUAUGGUGGAAAUCAAAAUUGCCCGUAAGUACAUCAAUUUGAUUAUCACUUCGUAGAUAUUUUUCAGUGGAGAAAAUAUCGUAUCGGAGCCUUGCAACACUCAAACAUGCGCAAAACCAAAGAAAGGAAUGAUUUGUAAUGGUCGACUUCUUCUUCCAUGUGAUCUUCUCUCAAAACUUUCAUUCGGAUCUAACAAUUAUCUCAAUCCAAAGUUGAAGCAGUCUGGAGUGUCCAGUCGUGAGUUUGGAUUUUUAAGAGUGCCCAAACUAUUUCACUCAACACAACAAAAACAAACAUUUAUGAUCUCUAUCGUUGUCAGCGUGGUUAACUUAUUAUCAUAUUAAAGAGAAAGUAGAUCUUUGAACGUAAACCAUUAUUUAUCAACAAGUUAUUUAUAAGGGCUUUUGAUAACAUGUAUUAGAAUAUUGUACUAACUUGACCAUGCAGACAACAAUCUAGACUUUGUAAAGUACCAAGACUUUUUUUGAAAUUGCAAAUUUUGAUACCAAUUUUCAAGAAUAGAUUUUAGAACAUGCAAAAUGUGUUCAAAGUUUAUUCUUCAGUUUAAAAAAUUAUUUCCAGCAAACAUGCUCCCACUUCCUCGCGUUUCUCAAAGAGCCCCAUUCUACGCAACUGAAAAUGCCAAUACUUCUGCAUUUGCUGUCAGUUCUUCGAUUCGUCGUGUCAAACGUCAAACUGCAACUCGAAUCUGCGAGAAGAAAUUCAUAUAUAAUUGCCCAACCGGUCUGUUGACAAUUGAAAUGGAAUACAAGAAACCAUCCGAAGGAUCAAAUGAUGCUUAUUUCGUAAGUUUCAGUGUGAAUUGAAAAUAUUCUUUCAUUAAAUAUUAUUUUUCAGCAAGAAUAUGCAGAAUGUUGUUCGGGUUAUUGGCCACAUGGCGGUACUUGCUACAAAAACGAGUAA
Caenorhabditis angaria is the source of this 3189-nucleotide messenger RNA. The record is from the annotation of a GenBank genome assembly. Lineage: Eukaryota; Metazoa; Nematoda; Chromadorea; Rhabditida; Rhabditidae.